AGCUGCCAUUUUGCCUGCUCGGGUCUCCCCUGACGGAUGUGAACUGCAGUUCCACCCUGGAAAACAAUUCCGAAAUAUUUUAGUUUUGCCUCGGUUUCGUCUUUGGUACCCUCCGAGCGGCGUCAAAAAAAUCCGUUUUGGACUUUUGGAGGUGAGGAGGGCCCUCCUCUUCGAGAACAAUCCACGAUCGGGCGGUGAAAGCGCGGCUCAAGUGAAACAUGUCGUGCGAAGAGAGCUACUUGGCUAUCAUUCGCUACCUGACCGAUGAACGGAAGCCGUACGCACCGGGGACGCCGGAUAACACCAAGAGGAAGAUCCGCAAAGCGGCCGCCUGCUACGUGGUGCGGAACGGGACUUUGUUCUACCAGCGGAGGCUGAAGGGGCAGAAUGACUUCACGGAGCUGGAGGUGGUGCUGCAGGACAGCCGGAGGAGGGAACUUAUCAGCGAGGCGCACAUCAUGGAGGGAGGGGAGCACUUCAACCAGCAGCUCACCUGGGAGCUCAUCUCACAGAAAUACUGGUGGAGAGGCAUCCUGAAGCACGUCAAAGACCACAUCCGGGAGUGUGCUCAGUGUCAGAGCAGACGCGGGGCGGACGACGGCUCUGGUCCUCGACCGUUUUCCCGGCUGGGGCGACGCAAAGCUGUUGCCAACGAUGACGACGACGUGGAGGAAGAGGAGGAAGAGGAUGGCGAUGAGAGUUUAUUAUUUUGCGAUUCUUCUUCCCAGCUGGGGUCCAAGAUGACCAAAGGCAUCGCAAAGCAUGAGCUGGUCUUUGUGGACAGUAAGGGUAAAGUGAAUCAGUUCCUGCCUAAACACAGCCAGACCAUGCUGGACAAACUCAACCAGCAGCGCCUCAACAACCAGUUCUGUGAUAUCACCCUGCUUAUCGAGGGGGAGGAGUUUCGCGCCCACAAAGCUGUGCUGGCCGCCUGCAGCGAAUACUUCAAUGAGCUCUUCUUCGAAAAGGGCGCCGCGUCCACUCACGAAGCUGUGGUAGACCUUUCCGGCUUCACCAAAUCCAGCUUCCUCCCGCUGCUGGAUUUCGCCUACACGUCGACGCUCACCUUCAAUUUCUGCAUCAUGGCGGAGAUCGCCAACCUGGCACGACACCUGCUCAUGACCGAGGUGCUGCAGAUCUGCGAGUCGGUGCACAAGCAAGUGGAGGAGCAGAAGCUGACGGUGUACCAGCAGGGCGACGUGCACACGGUGGUGUCCAGCCAGCUCUCCGCUCAGGACGAGCCCAAGGAUGAUUCCGACGCCUACAUGGUGACCAUCGAGAGCGACGGCAGCGUCGUCACGCACGGCGCUGUCGCAUUGUCUGAGGAAGGUCUGGCUUUUGUGGCGCCCUCCAAGGAGGCGUACCUCCAGCAGCCGGUGGCCGUGGUCACUCAGACUGUGGACGGAACCAAACUGCACGGCGGGGAGACCGUGGCUCUCAUCACUCACAGCAGCCAAGCCGAGCCGGGAGAGACCGUCACGCUCAUCUCGGGAGCUGCUGAGGAAAUAGAGGGCGAGACGAUGACGGUGGUCACCCACAGCGGGCAGGCUGGAGCCAGCGAGUCCCUCGCCGUGGUGUCGGCCUGCCUGGCGCUGGAGCAGCCUCAGAUGACCACAGAAACUGAAGCUUUCGUCAUAAAUGUGGAUACGGAAAAACCAAGCCCCGCAGAGGUCGCCGACCCUCAACCGGCGCCAGGCCCGGAGGAAAGCACUGAAACCCAGGCCGUUGAGGCGAUCCCUCCACCACAGAAGCGCAAGCGAGGACGUCCAGCCAAGGUGAAGAAGGAGGUGGAGGUGGUGGAGGAGCUCUUGCCGUUGGAGGAAGAAGAUCCGUCUGCCGAUGAAAGCCACACAGACAAGCAGGAGGUGGCGUCUGACGAUCCCAGCAGGAGGCGCCUUCGGCAGCGCUCCAUCGCAGAGGGCGGCUACGCCCGUCUGCACAUGGGGCUCGAAAACGAAGAGGAGGGAAAGAAAGGCUCGACUCCGCCACGAGCUGCAACCCCGAAGGUAGCUACGAAGCCAGGGCGGCGAGGAAGACCACCGAAGCAGAGAGACGAGCCUCAAGUGGAGCCUGUGUGCGAACCGGAUGCAGAUGCAGAGGUCGUUGCCACGGAGCCCACCGCGACAGGGGAGCUCAGCCCAGAGGAGGCUGGCGUGCAGGAGGCGGAGCCAGAGGGCGGGCCUAAGCAGCAGAGCGCGGUGGACGGGGAACACACCUGCUCCGAGUGCGGCAUGUCCUUCCCGAGGCGCUACUCUCUCAUCAUGCACACGCUGAAGCACGAGAAAGCCCGCGGAUACAAGUGCAGCCUGUGCAACAAAGAGUUCCAGUACGCCGCUUCGCUCCGUGCCCACCUGGCUCGACACAAGCAGCAGAGCAGCCAGCGGGCGUCCAUCUCCAGACCGCCGAUCGAGCCCGCCGCCGAGGGCCGAGGGGACAGCGACCUGGACGAGAAGACGUCCUCGCCGCAGACCAGGAGGGAGUUCGUGUGCGACAUCUGCGGGAAGACUCUGCCCAAGCUGUACUCCCUGCGCAUACACAUGCUGAGCCACACCGGCGUGCGGCCACACUCCUGCAAGGUGUGCGGUAAGACGUUCGCCCACAAGCACAGCCUGAAGAUGCACCGGGCGCUGCACGACGUCUCCAAGCAGUUCCAGUGCGAAUACUGCAAGAGGUCGUUCGUGAGCAAGCGCAGCAUGGAGGAGCACACUAGCCUCCACACAGGUGAAUCCAAGUAUCUGUGCAACACGUGUGGAGCCACCUUCCACCGAGCCUCGGCCCUCAGCAAGCACCUGAAGAAGCACCAGCCCAAGCCCGACGUGCGGCCCUUCGCCUGCACCCACUGUGACAAGAGGUUUUACGAAGCCAAAGACCUGCAGCAGCACAUGAACAAGCACAUGGGUCUGAAGCCGUUCCAGUGCCAGGUGUGCGGGAAGUGCUACAGCUGGAAGAAAGACUGGUACUCGCACGUCAAGUCCCACAGCGUGGCCGAGCCCUUCAAGUGUAAUGUAUGUGGUAAAGAGUUCUUCGAGAAGGCCCUGUUCAGGAGACACGUGAAGAAGGCCACGCACGGCAAGAAAGGCCGAGUCAAGCAGAACUUGGAGCGGGAGUGCGAGCAGUGCGGCAGGAAGUUCAUGCAGCUGCGCGAGUACAGACGCCACGUCAACAACCACCAAGGGGUGAAGCCGUUCGAAUGCCUGACCUGCGGCGUGGCCUGGGCUGACGCUCGCUCCCUCAAGCGCCACGUGCGCACUCACACGGGAGAGCGUCCGUACGUGUGCCCCAUCUGCCAGGAGGCCCACAUCGAUGCGCGCACGCUCCGCAAGCACAUGGCCAAGUACCACGUGGACAAUCUGCCCGGCAAGAUCAUGCUGGAGAAGGACACUCUGCAGUUCCACAACCAGGGCACUCAGGUGGAGCACGCUGUCAGCAUCCUGACCUCCGACCUGCCCCCCGAGCUCAGGCCGGCCCAGCAGCCCGCCGCGGAGGAGAUCGAGACGGUGCUGAUCACGGAGGAGACGGUGGAAGCGGUGGAAGCGGUGGAAGCGGUGGAAGCGGUGGAGGCGGUGCAGGCGGUGCAGGCGGUGCAGGCGGCCAGCGACGGCUCGGUGGCCACGCUGUCCGACCAGGGCAUCAUGCAGGUGGUGAACUACGUCCUGGCGCAGCAGGCCAAGCUGGAGGAGGCUCCCGAGGUCAUUCAAACCAUGGAGGUGGAGGUGGCUCAUGUGGCCGAGGUGGAGUAACUGGCAAGGACUAAUUGGAGUUUCCUUUCAGUUUGUAUAAAUGUAAAAAAAAGAAAACACCCUGAAAAUACCUAUUUUUUUCUCAGGAUGUAAAUAUUUGAGUGAAGUAUGAGUGUAGUUUUCACGGACACCGAAUUUGAAAUGUGGCGCUCGGGACGGAGGGAACGCUCACUGCGGCAGCGUUUGUUGCACCUGGUGAACAGAAACUGUGAGACGUCACUGUUGUAAAACAUAGAUCCUGUAGCCAUCACGGCCCCUGGGGUCACAUUCAUUCAAUGAAAUAAAAGCUUUAACUACUUGGCCGUCAGUGGCUUCAUUGUCAACUGCAGAGAGAGACUUCAAGCUUUAAGCUGUAAGCCAGUACCUGUUAAUGUUGAACCAGAGAGGCGCUUCUGUUCAGAAGACAACCAACAAUGUAAAAUGAGCAUGAGUAUAGUCAUUGUGCAUUACCGUCUGGCUCCAUACAUCAGUGGAGAAAGGGUGGAGCAGCUAAUUUUAAGGCUUUUUUGUUUCUAUAACAUAAAUGUAAAAACAAGAUGUUAACAGAGUGCAAUGGUACAGAUAUAACAUUAUAAAAAACUAAAAGGUUAUUGUAACACUUGUGCAUCUAAUGACGCAUCUGCAAAUGUGUAAAUCCUCAGAACAAAUGAGUCAUUCAACUGUAUCAAACUGGAGACAGAUGCCAAUUCAAUACCUUCAGGCUGGGUUCUUUACUCCCACAAUUUUCUAAAAUCUUGGAAAAAACUUUUAUACACAGACUGGUGGAAUUUUUUUACAAAACAGCCUGCUGUCUGAAAGCCAAUCUGGAUUCAUAUCACAAAGAUCUGCAUCACUUUAGUUAGUAGAAGAAAAAAAUCACCAGCUCCAUGGACAAAAAGAAAUGUGCAGUUGGACUGAUCUUAAAAAGAAAAAAAAAAUUCACGCAAAUGAGAGAUUUUCAUGCUUGGAUGUUGCUUGUGGUGUCCACCAGAGGUCAGUAUUGAGCUAUUUAUGUAUACAUAAAAGAUGUAUGUAAAAUCUCAGAAGUGCUCAAAUUUAUUUUCUUUGCUGAUGAGACAAGCAGCUCAUGGAGCUAAUCAUCUCAGAACUGAACAAAUUCACAAAGUGUCUUUACCUUAUUUUGCAAAACUAUAUAUAUAUAUAUAUAUAUAUAGCCGAGAGGUCGUGGGUUAUAAUUAGCAUCCAUUUCCAUGCAUUGACAUACCCAAAGUCA
Messenger RNA from Salarias fasciatus (jewelled blenny), 4953 nucleotides. It is a transcript of the gene zbtb11, whose product is annotated as zinc finger and BTB domain containing 11. Gene Ontology annotation, cellular component: nucleoplasm. Bases 219 to 3740 code for a protein of 1173 amino acids. Lineage: Eukaryota; Metazoa; Chordata; Actinopteri; Blenniiformes; Blenniidae. Gene Ontology annotation, molecular function: protein binding; RNA polymerase II cis-regulatory region sequence-specific DNA binding; DNA-binding transcription repressor activity, RNA polymerase II-specific. Gene Ontology annotation, biological process: regulation of transcription by RNA polymerase II. The record is from RefSeq and is a predicted model, not a curated record. The transcript has 10 exons.